AUGUCAAUUGAAUUGGAGUCUGCCGAUGUUGUACGUCUUAUUGAGCAAUACUUAAAAGAAAACAACUUGUUGCGCACAUUACAAGUGCUUCAGGAGGAAACCGGGGUCUCACUCAAUACUGUUGAUUCGGUUGAAAGCUUCAUGAGUGAAAUUACCAGCGGUCAUUGGGAUACUGUCCUGAAAGUUGUACAGAACUUAAAACUUUCUGACCAUAAGCUCAUGGACUUGUAUGAACAGAUUGUCAUUGAAUUGAUUGAACUUCGGGAGUUAGGAGCAGCACGGACACUUCUACGUCAGACUGACCCAAUGAUGUUGCUUAAACAAAAUCAUGCAGAUCGGUAUUUGCAUCUAGAAAAUUUGCUUGCACGGUCGUACUUCGAUCCUCGCGAGGCCUAUGAUGAAGGUCAGUCAAGAGAGAAACGUCGCCAGGCAAUUGCCACGGCAUUAUCCGGAGAGGUCAGUGUUGUUCCCCCCUCAAGAUUGCUAGCUCUUUUGAGUCAAGCUCUUAAAUGGCAACAGCACCAAGGUCUCCUCCCUCCUGGCACAGCAAUUGACGUUUUUCGGGGCAAGGCUGCGGUUCGAGAACAGGAGGAGGAAAAGCCCCCUACACAGCUCUCAGCAACAAUAAGGCUCGGACAAAAAUCGCAUGUUGAAUGUGCGAAGUUCAGCCCAGAUGGACAGUACCUAGUCACUGGCUCAGUUGACGGCUUUAUUGAGGUUUGGAAUUUCAUCACAGGGAAGUUAAGAAAAGACCUCAAAUACCAAGCCCUGGAGAAUUUUAUGAUGAUGGAUGAGGCUGUGCUUUGUCUGGCCUUCAGCAGAGACUCCGAGCUUCUGGUAUCCGGUUCCUCUGACGGCAAAAUUAAAGUCUGGCGCAUCCAAUCUGGCGUGUGUCUUCGGCGCUUCGAAAAGGCCCACACUAAAGGCGUUACUGCAGCCCAUCUUUCCAAGGACAAUGUCCACCUCCUUACUGCUGGCUAUGACCAUUUGAUCAGGAUUCACGGCAUGAAGUCGGGAAAUCUGCUGAAGGAGUUUGUAGGCCACACGGGAUUCGUCAAUGAUGUUGCCUUUAGUCUUGAUGGACACCACGUCCUCAGUGGCAGCUCCGACGGUUCUGUUCGUAUUUGGUCGACUCGUACAGCAGAAUGCAUCAGUAAUUUCAAGACCAUUUCGGGCCUCGUCGGACGUGAGGUGCCGAUAUUGAGUGUACAGCCGAUGCCGCGCAAUGCAGACCAGUUCAUCGUUUGCAGUCGCUCCAACACCGUCGCGAUUAUGAAUAUGCAAGGCCAGGUCAUUCGAAGCUGCACCAAUGGCAAGCGAGAAGGGGGCGACUUUGUGGGACUCACGGUGAGCUCCAGGGGUGAGUGGAUUUACGCUGUCUGUGAGGACAGGCUACUUUACUGUUUCAAUGUCAGCAGCGGUGGGAAACUCGAGAGGACUCUACCGGUUCAUGAAAAAGAGAUUCUGGGUGUUGCACAUCAUCCCCAUCAAAACCUCAUAGCCACCUUCUCUGAAGACGGACUUCUGCGUCUUUGGAAACCGUGA
Mesocestoides corti is the source of this 1545-nucleotide messenger RNA. The record is from the annotation of a GenBank genome assembly. NCBI's taxonomy places the organism in Eukaryota, Metazoa, Platyhelminthes, Cestoda, Cyclophyllidea, Mesocestoididae.